This is a messenger RNA of Theileria parva strain Muguga, 1156 nucleotides long. RefSeq names its product Formate/nitrite transporter family protein (gene yrhG). The transcript has a single exon. Gene Ontology annotation, cellular component: membrane. Gene Ontology annotation, biological process: nitrite transport; transmembrane transport. The coding region runs from base 246 to 1115 and encodes 289 amino acids. The record is from RefSeq and is a predicted model, not a curated record. Gene Ontology annotation, molecular function: high-affinity secondary active nitrite transmembrane transporter activity. NCBI's taxonomy places the organism in Eukaryota, Apicomplexa, Aconoidasida, Piroplasmida, Theileriidae.
CAACGAUCUUGAAUAAAUUUUAACAACAUGUACUUGUGCCACGUGAAACCACACAUUCCAAAAUAUUAUUCAAAUAUUUAAUUUAUAUUUUUAGAUCACCAUUAAUUUCAAUCACUUUUUAAUUAAAUCGUUUUAUAUUAUAGUAGAAUAGCUUUUUUAUCAACAAAAAUACUAAAAUUGUAGAAUAUGUACAUUUGGUCAUAAUUUUCACUGAUCCGGAAUAUAUUAUUUUUAUUUAAAAUUAAAUGACAAUGUUUGAAUAUACUAGACAAGUCGCAAGCGGGAAGGAUAAUUACGAGAGGAUAGCAAAGGAAGCUGGAGAUAAGGUUAAUGGAAGCGUUCUGACUCUCUUAGUGAAAGCAAUAUUAGGUGGAUGGUUCGUAGCAAUUGGUGGUUACGCUGCAUCCGUUAUCGCUUCAUUGUUUUUUGAUCCAGGAGCCUCAAAUGGAACGUCUAGAGCAGCUUUUAGUUUAAUUUUCCCUAGUGCUUUAUGUGCAAUUUUGUUCACUGGAACUGACCUCUACACAGGAAAUACUAUGAGUUUUACAUUUGCAUUGUACAAAAAACAUAUAACUGUUUUAAAUUACUUCUAUAAAUUGGGUGUUUCAAUUCUGGGGAACUAUAUAGGCACAGUUCUUGGAGCAAUGAUCCUUGCUGGAGGAACCACUUACUUCAUUAUUGAUGUGGGAAGUGGAGCUCCUUAUAUGACGGAUUUGGCCCUUGCUAAGACAACAAAACCCUUUUGGAAAAUUAUGUUCUCGGCUAUAGGAUGUAACUGUUUUGUUUGUUUGGCAGUAUGGUCAUUUUAUGCUUGCUAUGAUUCAGCAGGGGCAGUGUUAAUUAUAUUCGCUCAUAUUGGAGCUUUCGCAGCAGGAGGGCUAGAACAUAUCAUUGCCAACUUCUACCUAUUAAACGCAGCUUUGAUUUCAAAAUCAGGUGUAUCAUUUUUGGAUGUUUAUUAUCGUAACCUAAUUCCGGUACUCCUGGGUAAUACAAUUGCAGGAACAUGCAUCAUGGGAUUGCCACUAGCAUUUAUAUACAGAGAUAAUAAAAAUCAAUCUAUUUUCAAAGAUACAAGAAACGACGAAGUUGAAAUUAAGACUCUCGUGAUAUAAUCCAUAACUGAGUAAUGAUUAAUAAAUCUUCUUACUCCGUA